Molecule: messenger RNA, 3752 nt
Organism: Neltuma alba
Lineage: Eukaryota; Viridiplantae; Streptophyta; Magnoliopsida; Fabales; Fabaceae
Product: splicing factor-like protein 1
Exons: 2
Coding region: 65-2551 (828 amino acids)
Biological process (GO): regulation of mRNA splicing, via spliceosome
Cellular component (GO): nucleus
Molecular function (GO): mRNA binding; zinc ion binding
Source: RefSeq, a predicted model, not a curated record
UUCCUCUUCCCUUCGAACGCUGAAACCAAGGCCAAACCCUAACCCUAGCUGUGCGAUUCUAUCCAUGGACGCUCUUGAAUCGAACCCUAAUCCUUCUCCAUUUCUUCCGUCCGAAACAGUCGUUUCGUACGAUCAUAACCCUGCUCCUCCGCCCCCGGAGAGCUUGGCAUCGGAUUUGCAGACGACAUAUGAGCAAACUGCGAACUCCGAUUAUCAAAACUCUUCGAAAACCCUUGCUUCGGAUGGUCCAAACGUUAACGGUCAACCCCCGUCUGCUACUGGGAAUGGAUACGAGAACGGACUGGAUAGCAGUCAGGGCGGUGCCGAUAGCUGUAGCAAUUCGAAGCCUGUGAGUGUGAAGCCGUUGAUUUCUGAAAACGCGUGGACGAAUAAUACACAGAGUGGCACCGACAAGGAUCACUCUGGUGGGGAAGAGGAAACUACAAGCAAACGUCGCCGCCGUAGUCGAUGGGACCCGCAACCUGAUUCCAAUGAUCAGAGUGGUGGUGAAGCCGGUGGCGGAACGAAGAAGAGGAAGUCACGAUGGGCCGAUGAUGAGCCGAAGCCGGUGAUUCAGCUUCCCGAUUUCAUGGGCGGUAUUGAGUUUGAUCCUGAAAUUCAAGCUUUGAAUAGUAGGCUUCUUGAGAUCAGUCGAAUGCUGCAAUCAGGUUUGCCUUUAGAUGAUCGCCCUGAAGGUGCUAGAUCUCCUUCACCUGAACCGAUAUAUGAUAACAUGGGAAUUAGAAUUAACACUAGAGAAUAUCGUGCCCGUGAAAGAUUGCAAAAGGAGAGGCAAGAAAUCAUUUCUCAGAUUAUCAAGAAAAACCCCGCAUUCAAGCCACCCGCCGAUUAUAGGCCACCGAAGCUUCAGAAGAAGCUGUACAUACCAAUGAAAGAAUAUCCUGGUUACAACUUUAUAGGGCUUAUUAUUGGUCCUCGAGGCAACACACAGAAGCGCAUGGAAAGAGAAACUGGUGCUAAAAUUGUGAUUCGAGGUAAAGGGUCAGUGAAAGAGGGUAGACUGCAACAGAAGAGGGAUUUGAAACCUGACCCUUCAGAGAAUGAAGAUUUGCAUGUUCUUGUGGAGGCAGAAACACAAGAAUCACUUGAUGCUGCCGCAGGCAUGGUGGAGAAACUCUUGCAGCCUGUGGAUGAGGUGUUGAAUGAGCAUAAGAGGCAACAGCUUAGAGAACUUGCGGCCUUGAAUGGUACAAUUAGGGAUGAAGAAUAUUGCCGGCUGUGUGGUGAACCUGGCCAUCGCCAAUAUGCAUGCCCUACGCGCACUUCUACAUUUAAGAGUGAAGUGGUCUGUAAGCAUUGUGGGGAUGGUGGUCACCCAAGCAUAGACUGUCCAGUGAAGGGAGCCACAGGCAAGAAGAUGGAUGACGAAUAUCAGAACUUUUUGGCAGAGCUGGGAGGGACAGUUCCAGAAUCAUCUAUAAAACAGACCAACACGUUGGCAAUUGGUUCAGGCAAUUCUGGAAGCAAUCCUCCUUGGGCUAACAAUUCUGGAUCGACUGGCGGUACAUCACAAGCUGGCUUAGGGGCUAAUCCGGUUAAAAAGGAAAUUGAUGAUACAAAUUUGUACAUUGGGUAUUUGCCGCCUACUCUUGAUGAUGAUGGUCUGAUCCAAUUGUUUCAACAAUUUGGUGAGAUUGUUAUGGCAAAGGUUAUAAAAGAUCGGAUGACUGGUUUGAGUAAAGGAUAUGGGUUUGUCAAGUAUGCUGAUAUCCAAAUGGCAAAUAAUGCAAUUAUGGCCAUGAAUGGCUAUCGCCUUGAGGGUAGAACCAUUGCAGUGAGAGUUGCUGGUAAGCCGCCUCAGCCUACUGUUCCUCCUGGUCCGCCAGCAUCAGCCAUGCCCACAUAUCCUAUUUCAAGCCAGCCAGUUGGUGCCUAUCCAUCCCAACAAUAUGCUGCUGGUGGUCCUUUAGGCGCUGCACCCCCUGGAAGUUAUGCCAGUGCCCCAGUUCCAUGGGGACCUCCUGUUCCUCCACCUUAUGCUCCUUAUGCUCCUCCCCCUCCUGGAUCAACUAUGUACCCUCCUAUUCAAGGUCAAUCUAUACCUCCAUACGGUAUUCAGUAUCCUCCAGUCCAGACAGCCCCUCCAGGUGCCCCAUCCCAGCCUGCAGCUUCUAGUGAAUCACAGCAGAGUUUCCCUCCAGGAGUGCAGUCUGACAGCAGCACUUCUACUCAAUCUACGUCGGCCAAUAUUUAUGGGAGUUCAAUACCUUCUAUGCCACCAACUGCUCAACCUACAUAUGCUACAUCUUAUGGUUAUCCGCCUUACUAUGGUACAGUUCCCCCUCCACCUCCCCCGCCUGCCCCUGCACCUAUCCCGACUUCAGACCACAUGCCUUGGGCUACCAAUCCUUCUGUGCCGCCGCCUCCAUCAACUACAGAGAAGACAACGUAUGGUGCAGAUCAAUCUCAGAGCAUAGGAAAUGUGCCUUGGGCCACAAAUCCUCCAAUGCCACCCCCUUCUUCAACUGCAGAGAAGACAACAUAUGGUGCAGAUUCGGAGUAUGAGAAAUUCAUGGCAGAGAUGAAAUGAUCUGGUUGGUCUGAAGUCAUGCUUAUAAGCUAUGAAAGGCUUGAUGUUUCUUGGAGCUCUUGUGAACCUGAUUUCUUAACCUGUUGCCAUGACUUUCUUGGAAGUUUGGGACUCACUUCUUUAACCUUGCUGUGCUCUUAUGACAUUUGCAGAGAUUUCGUCUAGAAGUUCAGGAGUCUUCAUACAGGAGAGGCAAUAUCAAAGGGGCUUUCUGUUGUUAUGAUUAUUAUUGAUCUUUGCUUAUCUUGUUGGACUUACGUAUUCUUAUUUUUCCUUAUGGUUCUCAUUGAUUCAUACAGGGAUGUCUGGUUGCUAAAGUUUUCUUCUGACAGUAAUAUUUUUGGGCAGCGGGUUCCUUCUGUUAAACGUAGAUACAUUUCUCGGUUAAAUCAUAUUAGUUUAUUAGAACUGUAUUCUAACUUAUUUGUAAUUUUGAUUGCAAGCGUCUUUUUUUUGACAGUUGUACUUAUUUUAAUUGCCUGGUGCUGAGGCUGCCUUUUAGAUCCUGAUGAUAAUAUUAUCCCGAAGUCACCUUAGGUUUUCAUUUGAAUAUUUGGGAUCUGUGGUCAGAUGCCUUUCUAAAGAUAAUUGAAUCCAUUUAGAUUUUUUUUUCAAAAAAAAAAAAUCAUUCAGUCCUGUAAAAUGUCAGACCGCGGCACACAUGCAUAUUUUGCCUCAAUUAAAUUCAGCUGACAUGAUGUUAUGAUCACCAAAUUCUUGGAUGAUACAGGCAAAUAUCAGGUGAUGACAUUUGUUUCUGAGGUGAUUUCAUGUUAUGGGCAUAAGUUGAAGGGUGAGGCCCAUACUAUUGUUGAUAGCUUUCUUUGACUUGUUUUCACGCACUCGGUUACCAUGUAAUGCUGGGCAAAGAUUGAAAGUGAAUGGUUAAAGAAUUCGAGUUUGGGAGUCUUUCCUAAUAUCAUGAAGGAUGUCUCUGCUCAUUUGGAUUCAAGCUUUUGGGUUUCGUUGUGGUUCAUGAUAUCUUAGGUUUUCUUGCUGGUGAAUGCAACAUGUCAAUUAAAAUGUUCCGUAUAUGCCGGAGCUGUGCUAACGCACUAGUGUGUUUGGCAGAGAAGAAGUGCUCGCUCUGUAGAAUUUAUUUCUUUUUCCACACCGCCAAGUCAUAAAAAUAGUACCAUGUUUGGUUUAUGAUACAUGUCAUGAAGUAAUAAAUGGGCAUACUGUUCCCUUACUUUUUCUA